This is a messenger RNA of Podarcis lilfordi (Lilford's wall lizard), 16387 nucleotides long. Lineage: Eukaryota; Metazoa; Chordata; Lepidosauria; Squamata; Lacertidae. The record is from the annotation of a GenBank genome assembly.
AUGUUGCGAGUUCCCCGACACUUUAUUCGAAUGGUCGAGUUCCCCGGCUCGCUGUUUUGUGUCCUGAAAACAGAAAGCUGUGCAGGUAUAAAUACCUGGGCCAUGGAGGAUCCAAAACACACAGAUCUGCUCUGGGGAACGAAGAGGACGUGCAUCUUGAACCCUCAGACAUCGCGACAGAAUUACGAUGGGAACAGGUAAGGACACGACGACUUCUUUGCUUCGACACUGUGGCUCAAGUUAUAGAGUCGAGUGUGUGAUCGGUUCCUUCGGAUCGGGGUAACUGCGAUGGCUUUGUUGCAGCAGGUUGGACUAGAUUACUCUUGGGAUCCCUUCCAACUCUACCACUCGAUGAUACAUUGGAGGUCUUCCAACAGAGGUUGGGCGGCGAUCAGUCGGGGAUUCCUUAGUUGUGAUUCCUCACUGCAGGGGAUUGGAUUAGAUGACCCCCAGGAAACCUUGCAACUCUGCAGGUCUAUGAUUCUGAUUAGUUCUGUACCCUUUUGCACUGCGAACCCCGUGUUUUGCACCAGACCCCAAACCAGUUAACUGACACUCAAACCAGGGGUCCGAGGUAUCCCCCCAAAAAACCCAAAGCUGCCCAAUUGAAACAAACUGGUGCCAAACUUUUGCACUCAUUCUGCAACCUUUUGCACCGUGAACCCUGUGUUUUGCACCGGACCCCGAACCAAUUAACUGGCACUCAAACCAGGGGUCCGAGGUAUCCCACAAAACCCCAACAUUGUCCAAUUCGUUCCAAAGUGGUGUCAAAUUUUUCCAAUAAUUUUGCACCCUUUUGCACCGUGAAACCCAUGUUUUGCACCGGACCCCAAACGAAUUAACUGACGCUCAAACCAGGGGUCUGAGGUAUCCCCAAAAAAAACCCCAAAGCUGUCCAAUUGAAACAAGCUGGUGCCAAACUUUUGCACUCAUUCUGCACCCUUUUGCACCGUGAACCCCGUGUUUUGCACCAGACCCCAAACCAAUUAACUGGCACUCAAACCAGGGGUAAUUGGUAUCCCACAAAACCCUGACUUUGUCCAAUUUGUUCCAAAGUGGUGCCAAAUUUUUGCAAUAGUUUUGCACCCUUUUGCAGCAGCCCCCAAACAGAGUAAUUGUGGCUCAAGCCAAGGUCAAGGUAUCCCCCCCCAAAAAAAUCCCCACAUUGUCUGAUUCACUCCAAACUGGUGCCAAACCUUUGCACUUGUUCUGACUCUUUUGUACCACAAACCCCGCAUUUUGCACCAGCCCACAAACUGAGUAACUUACUCAAACUGGGGGGGGGGGCGUCGUUAUCCCCCCCCCCAAAUAAACCCCUCAACAUUCUCCAAUUCACUUCAAACUGGUUCCAAACUAUUGUAAUCGUUUUGCACCCUUUUGCACCACAAACGCCACAUUCUGCAGCGGCCCCCCAAAUUGAGUAACUGACACUCAAACCAUGGGGUCAUAGAUAUCCCCCCCAAAAAAAUAACUCCACCAUUGUCCUCUUCACUCCAAACUAUUGCAAAAGUUUGGCACCCGAUCGGAGUUUACUGGGUACUCCAUGUCACAGCUUUCCAUUUUCAGGACUCGACACAGCGAGUUGGCGAACUCUCCCGCCACAGGGUUCGGAGAGCAGGCAGAGCAAAGCGAAAAUAGGUGACAGGUGCUGGCUGUGAGCCAGAGGAAUUCCCAUGUGUUGUUAGCCAAGUCAGUGCCUAGAGGUGAUGUCACGCUUGCAGCACAAAAGGUAUUCUGCCCUGGCAGGAAGAGGAAAAAUAGGCGUGCCGUCUGGUUCACCGCCCUGGAAUCUUUCAGCUUGGCGCAGAACGGGGGAGGGGGAGGCAAACCAUGGGUUUUGCGAUGCAAGUUUGCAAAGGUUUGGCACCCGUUUGGAAUGAAUCGGACAAUGUUAGCUUUUUGGUCUCAACUAUGAUGCAGGUGGCGCUGUGGGAUAAACCACAGAGCCUAGGACUUGCCAAUCGGAAGGUCGGCAGUUCAAAUCCCUGUGACGGGGUGAGCUCCCGUUGCUCGGCCCCUGCUCCUGCCAACCUAGCAGUUCGAAAGCACGAAGUGCAAGUAGAUAAAUAGGUACCACUCCGGCGGGAAGGUAAACGGCGUUUCCGUGCGCUGCUCUGGUUCGCCAGAAGCGGCUUAGUCAUGCUGGCCACAUGAGCUGUGCAGAAGCGGAGCCUCUGGUUACGGAUUUUUCUGGGUGAGCACGGCACCCAGAAAUGAAUUAAAUCCGUAACCAGAGGUACCACUGCACUCAGUUGGGGGGUCAGUGGAAAACACAGGGGUGAAAUCUGAGCGGCUCCCAGUGUAUCGCUGAGUCCAAACUAGCUAGAGGGCACCAGGUUGACAAAGACAGGGUCAGAGAGCAAAGUGUGUCCCUCCUACGAGGCGGCCUGGUGGGAGAAACAAGCGAGAAUCGUUUCAGAAGCAAAGGCAGCAUGCUGUUUUCUCUAGAAUUCUUGAUUCCAUGCAUAUGCAAAUGCGUGCAGAUUUUAAUUGGCUCAGUUCACCUCCUAAAACUUAUACAAGUAAUCAGCUGGAAUGGAGUGGGUGCGAAAGUGCGAAAGGGAGGGAAGAGGAGAGCGUCUGUGUGCCUUUUAGCAGCUGGAGAGGGGCAGAAAUUCAAUCCGUACAGCUUUUUUUGAUAAGGGAGCUGCACCUGUUGGAUUUCCGCCUGCCGGACAGCUCUUUAAGGCAGGGCAUCUCUGUGGGGCAGGUGGGGUGGCAUAAGUGCACAGCGGCCUUCUCCAACCCGGUGCUUUUCAGGGGUGGUGUAGCGGUUAGGGUGGUGGGUUAGGACCAGGGAGAGAACCUGGUUCGAAUCCACCCCACUCAACAGGGGGAGUAACAAGAAGAGCUGCGCCUGUUGCAUUUGGGCUGCCAGGAUUAAGUGAGAAGGGGCAGAAACACACCUGCUGCCUUGAGCUCUUUGGAGAAACGGGUGGAAUAUAAAUAUAAAUCGCUGGAUCGUCUAGUCCAGCCCCCACUGUGCAGGAAUCGGGGGGUUGGACUAGAUGACCCUGGGGUUCCCUUCUAACUAAUUCCAUGAUUCUGUGAUUCUAUAAGCUCAGUUGGGGCAUUGCCGCUGGUAUCCCUUCCAACCCUACAAUUCUAGGAUUCUGCGAGGCUCUUAAUUUUAGGGUCUUGGGUUCGAGUCCUACAAUGGUAAAAGAUUCCUGCAUUGCAAGAAGUUAGGACUAGAUAACUUAUGUGGUCCCUUCCAACUCUAGAAGUCAUUGUCCCUGCAUGGAUAUUGAAGAGAGCCAAAUGCAAAAGAUAUUUCUGCUCCAAAUAAUAAUACAGUGGUACCUCGGGUUACAUACGCUUCAGGUUACAUACGCUUCAGGUUACAGACUCCGCUAACCCAGAAAUAGUGCUUCAGGUUAAGAACUUUGCUUCAGGAUGAGAACAGAAAUUGUGCUCCGGCGGCGCAGCAGCAGCAGGAGGCCCCAUUAGCUAAAGUGGUGCUUCAGAUUAAGAACAGUUUCAGGUUAAGAACGGACCUCCGGAACGAAUUAAGAACUUAACCCGAGGGUACCACUGUAAUAGUAGUAAUAAUAACAACAAUAAGAAUAAUAAGAAUAAGAAUACGGAUGCCUUGGACCACAGCUGGGCUGGUGGGUCAGCACCUGCAGAGCUCUAGGUUGGAGAAGCCUGGUGUGCGCUGCCAGAAACGGAGGACAGGUGUCUCGGCACACCUGCCGGUUUCUCUGCUCUUUGAAGAACCCGCCAGUCACCUUUCGCAAAGGUCUCUGGGGGGGUCAGCUCCCCAAACCCUGCCGCCUUCCCCCCACCACACAAACACGUAUACCCCAGACCCCCAUUCCUUGCCAGGACACCCCGGCGGCAAGAUCCCUCUUAACCUUAUGCUAAUUGCCCAAUUACUCACCUUCCCCAUGCAAAUGUAGCUACAGAGGAAUAAUUGAAGCCCUAAACAGUGACAAAUGAUUCUGGCUCCGGAGGACGAGAAGCGUCGAGGCAAUUAUCUCCCAGCGCUUCUCAAAACCCAUCUUUCCUUUCCAAUAUUUUAUUUAUCAGAGUUUUCCCUCUCCGUGGUGGUAAUGGUGCAAUUAGCCGUCUCCCAGGAACACCCAGCAGGGCGGCUGGGGAACGAGGGCAUCCAUUUGGCCCCAAAGUCUUCCUCCUCCCUAGUCAACAAAGUCUCCUCCUGGAAUCUCAUUCACAUGCCUUUCGCCCCAAAAUACCCACCUGCCUAGAGGUUGGGGCCCCCCAAGAUGUAAUCCCAAGGAAAGGGGGCUAGGACCAGCCAGGAUCCGUCUCUUAAUGACUCUCAUAGAAUCACAGAAUCGUGGAAUUGUAGAGUUAGAAGGGAACCCCGGGCUCAUCUAGUCCAGCCCCCACUGUGCAAGAAUCUGGGGGGUUGGACUAGAUGUCUCUGGGUGUCCCUUCCAACUCUACAGUUCCAUGAUACUAGGCCAUGCCACAGGUAGCCAAUGACCUUGAGAUGUUGUGAAGUUCCAAAUCCCAACAGCCCCUCUCCAACCCAGCUUGACCAACAGUUGUGGAUGAUGGGUGUUGUGUUGUUGUUGUUUAGUCGUUUAGUUGUGUCUGCCUCUUCAUGACCCCCUGGACCAGAGCACGCCAGGCACUCCUGUCUUCCACUGCCUCCCGCAGUUUGGUCAAACUCAUGCUGGUAGCUUUGGUCAAACUCAUGCUGGUAGCUCCAUCUUUCCCAACAUCAGGGUCUUUUCCAGGGAGUCUUCUCAUGAGGUGGCCAAAGUCUUGGAGCCUCAGCUUCAGGAUCUGUCCUUCCAGUGAGCACUCAGGGCUGAUUUCCUUCAGAAUGGAGAGGUUUGAUCUCCUUGCAGUCCAUGGGCCUCUCAAGAGUCUCCUCCAGCACCAGAAUUCAAAAGCAUCCAUUCUUCGGCGAUCAGCCUUCUUUAUGGUCCAGCUCUCACUUCCAUACAUCACUACUGGGAAAACCAUAGCUUGAAUUAUACGGACCUUUGCUGGCAAGGUGAUGUUUGUCAUUGCUUUCAGUUGCACGUUACCCUCCUCCAAAAAGAAACGAGAGCAAAAGAGGGCAAAUUGCAAAGCGUUGUUGGCACCUGCUGGUUUAUACGCAGAGGUUUCAAUUGCAAAAAUAAUGUAAAGAGAAAUCCACAGCGAGUCAUGAUCCCGUGAGCUGUGCACCUGUUUAGUCCAGGAUCUAGCAGUGGGCAGGCGAUUUCAUGGAAGCUCCUGCACUCCUUUCUUUCAGAAGAAGUAGAGCUCUCCUUCACAGAAUUAUAGAAUCAUAGAAUUGUAGAUUUGGAAGGGAGACCAGGAAUCAUAUAGUCCAACCCUCUGCAAUGCAGGAAUGUGAAACUGUCCCUUAUGAGGAUCAAACCUACAACCUUGGCGUUAUCAGCACCAAGUUCGAACCAGGGACGCGGGUGGCGCUGUGGCCUAAACCACUGAGCCUCUUGGGCUUGCUGACCAGAAAGUCGGCGGUUCGAAUCCCCACGACGGGGUGAGCUCCCGUUGCUCGGUCCCUGCUCCUGCCAACCCAGCAGUUUGAAAGCACACCAGUGCAAGUAGAUAAAUAGGUACCAUUGCGGUGGGAAGGUAAACCGGUGUUUCCGUGCGCACUGGUUUCCGUCACAGUGUCCCGUUGCGCCAGAAGUGGUUUAGUCCUGCUGGCCACAUGACCCGGAAAGCUGUCUGUGGACAAAUGCCGGCUCCCUUGGCCUGAAAGCGAGAUGAGCGCCGCAACCCCAUAGUUGCCUUUGACUGGACUUAACUGUCCAGGGGUCCUUUACCUUUUUAUGUUCGAACCAAGUGCACUAUCUAGGCUUCUUUGGAGUUUUUUGGGUUUUUUAACAAAGGCCAGGGAUUCUCUAGCUGUGGUUCCUGCAUUGCAGGGGGGUUUGACUAGAGACCGUUGGGGUCUCCCAGUCUAUGAGUCUAUGACUCACCACGCAAUGCUUUUUCCCAAAGGCGCCCGCUCGCCUUUGAAGAACUGGAUUAGCCUCAGCAGCAGCAUCCCAUGCAAAGCGCACCAAUUAAUUCUGCUGCCCCACAUGCGCCGUCGCAGCUGGUGGGCGCCCUCCUUUCCACAUGUUGUGUUUUAAGGAAGUUGGAGGCGACCGAAACCACAAGUCAGAGAGGGGAGGACCCAGUAGGAACAGGGGUUUAGCAGAGGAGGCUGGAGCCCCUGGCGACGCUCGGCUUAGGAAGGGAAAGGCGAUUAUGUGCCCAGCCCGUUUAAUGAUGCUCUUCAGAUUUUAAAAGGCUGUCAUGAAGGCAACGGAAAGCUAUUAUUCUUCCUUGUCGCUGAAAGCCACGCUCACCCGGGCAAGGUGCAAUGGGCUUUCUGCCGCGAGGAAGUGGAUCAAGGAUGUCUCGGCAGGAGUAUUGAGGAGGAUAAAGUGGUUGCUUCGAGCCCUAAGGUCUGCAGAAACGGGGGUCUAUUUCCAGGCUGGCUUGCCCCACAGUCCCUCAUUCACACUAAAGACCUCCAGUGCAUUGAUUUGCAGCUUUGCAAUCCCAGGGAGAGUCUGUGACAGUUUGCAGGUCAUCCUCCCUCCAAAAAACCCUGCUUCUCCCCAUCUCACGGAGGUCAAGGUUCUCAAGCACUACUAGCCAUAGCGGCUGGGCUCUGCCUCCACGGCUGGAGCCAGUAAAUGCCUCUGAACGCCAGCUUUGUUAUUACACCCAUUUCACAGAAGGGAAAACCAGUUUCUGGAAAUCAUCCUCUGGAGGCGAGCAAACCAGCCCUUCAAAUCAGUAUGGGAUUUGGCCUGUGGUUAUAACCAACCACAGGGGAAUUAGCAUCACGGGACGGCAGAGCAGGGAGGGACACCCAAAGGCCAUCGAGCCCAUCCCCCUGUCAUGCAGGAAUCGUGGCUAAAAAGAGGACUGUGCAAAAGAAACCAAAGAAGCAUUUGAAAGGGUCACUCUCAGUGAUGACCCCCUUUUACCCCUCCCACUGCCGUCCUGCUUCGCAGGGGCGCCAUCUUGGGCUCCAGUUUAUGGGAGCCCAGCAUGCUGCAAUGUCUUGACAUGACAUCAUGACAUCACGCGCCCCACAGCCUCGGAACCUGACUUCUGGUCUGGGGUGUUGCAAAGGGGGUGGGUUGGUGGUCUGCCCCAGGUGUCACAGCUGGGGUGUGUGUGUGACAAAAUCCCCCCAAGCGGAUUGGCAUUGCGGCGCUCACAACCCCGGAGGGCGGAUUUUCGUGAUUGGUGUGAUUGGCUCACAACGCCGACGUGCAGUGCUGACAUGGUUUUAUGUGACCGUCGUUUGGAUUUGUGCGAUCCGCGGGAACUUUGGGGUAUCCUAAAAAAGCUAAAGAACUCUGGGCAACCUUCCUGAAAAACAGCUGACCUUGCUGUGCCUCUGCUUCCGGUCUCACAAGGCCUCAGAGAUGCUGUCCAAGGUCUCAUAUCUACGGGACCGCCUCUCCUGUUAUGCCCCGCAGAAGACCUUAAGGUCCAUGAAUAACCACAGUUUAGAGGUCCCAGGCCCUAAGGAAGUCAGACUAACCUCCACCAGGGCCAGGGCCUUCUCAGUGAUGGCUCCGACCUGGUGGAAUGCUGUUCCAGGAGACUAGGGCCCUUCAGGAUUUAACCUCCUUCUGCCGGGCCUGUAAGACAGAGCUAUUCCGCCUGGCCUUUAAUUUGAAUUCAGCCUGAUCUUUUAUUUCCCUUCUCUUCCCUCCCCCUCCCCUUUUAUGAAGAUCACCCGCUCUGAGACCCCACAGCUAAUUCUCCCCUGGUGUCGUCGCUGGCCCAAGUAGGACCAAUUCAGCCAGCUAGCCCUGGGGAUUAUCUGAUUGAUUAUUUUUGAAUUUUAUUGUUAUUCAUGUUUUUAUACCGUAUUUUAUGCUGCUUUAUAAUUAAGUGUUUUAAAGUGUUUUAAAUUUGUUGUUAGCCGCCCUGAGCCCGGUUUUUGAACCGGGAAGGGCAGGGUAUAAAUAAAAAUAUUAUUAUUAUUAUUAUUAUUCAUAAGGUAUUGGAGCCUGAUUUCUGGUGGCUUUGCAAGGCACCAAAAGUUACAUCGGGGGGCCCUGUGAUGUGGGUGCUGAGGGCCUCCUAUAGUUGGUGCUCCUGUUGCUUAACCGACUCCCUCGCUGCCUCGUGAAAACAAUUCACCUUCCAGCUAUUCCCCACCUCGCCAUCUUCCUUCUCUUCUCCCACCCCCCGAUUAUCAAAACGUCUGCCAGGCUCCAUUAAACGCGGCAACAAUGUGAGACUCCCUGCCAAUUUCAUUCGUGAGCAACGCCAUCCGCUGUGUUUAGCGUCAAUUAGUGGCGGUCAGGAUUCAGCCCUCGCUGCAUUUUGGAGGACUAGGUUUUGCCCCGCCUCAAGCCAAACCUCAUCCGUGCCUCCCGACACACACACACACCCUCCUUUGAGAAAAUACGGUGUCGGUUUAAGAUGCCGGUAAACCCAAGUGGGAUUUUUAAUUACCGGCCUGCGAGGGGGAUAUUAAUGUCCCGAAUCAACCCAUGUCUGCGCUGGGAGCCAUUAACGGCAGGCCUUGCCUGGCGUUCCUUUAGAUCUCGCACAAAGCCAAGCCGCCUGGCACAGGGCACAACACCAGAGCUGUUUGUGAUUCCAUAAUGACACAGAUUAGUGGCCUUUCAGGAACUAUAAACCCAAGGAUGCAAAGCAGAGAGGAAUCUGGCUGCAAACAGCUGUGUGAUUAAGGAGCAUAUGAAUCUGCGCUGAGCGGGUCCCAGCUCAGCGUGGAAUUGCUUUGGAACGGGUUCCGGGUGCGGAAACAAAGGGCGAAGCCCCGAGAAGUGAUUGCCUUCAAAUGCCAUCGCCAAAGGGCAGGGAAUCAUAAAAUCAUAGAAGUGGAAGGGACCCCUGGGGUCAUCCAGCCCAACCCCCUGCGAUGCAGGAAUCUCAGCUGAAGCAUCCAUGACAGAUGGCCCUCCAACCUUCGCUCAAAAACCGCCAAGGAAGCAGAGUCCACCACAUCCCAAGGGAGGCCGUUCAGGUGGUCCUUAAAAGCUUUGCACACGAGGCUGAAGGAUUGAGAGAGAGGGCAUCUGAUUUCUCCCAAGAACAAAAGGCCUUAGGGUCGCAUCCGCACACCUUCCACUGGGUGUUCUGGGUUUGGGCUGGGUGUUCAUCAGUAUGCAGAUGACACGCAGCUCUACCUCUCUUUUAAAUCAGAACCGGUGAAGGUCCUGUGUGAGUGUCUGGAGGCGGUUGGAAGAUGGAUGGCGGCUAACAGAUUGAGGUUGAAUCCUGACAAGACAGAAGGACCAUUCUUGAGGGACAGAGGGUGGUGUGGUGUGGAGGACUCCCUGGUCCUGAAUGGGGCAACUGUGCCCCUGAAGGACCAGGUGUGCAGCCUGGGAGUCAUUUUGGACUCACAGCUGUCCAUGGAGGCGCAGGUCAAUUCUGUGUCCAGGGCAGCUGUCUACCAGCUCCAUCUGGUACGCAGGAUGAGACCCUCCCUGCCCGCAGACUAUCUAGCCAGAGUGGUGCAUGCUCUGGUUAUCUCCCGCUUGGACUACUGCACUGCGCUCUGUGUGGGGCUACCUUUGAAGGUGACCCAGAAACUGCAAUUAAUCCAGAAGGCAGCAGCUAGACUGGGGACUGGGAGCGGCCGCCAGGACCACAUAACACCGGUCCUGAGAGAUCUGCAUUGGCUCCCAGUAUGUUUCCAAGCACAAUUCAAAGCGUUGGUGCUGACCUUGAAAGCCCUAAACGGCCUCAAAGGCCCAGUAUACCUGAAGGAGCGUCUCCACCCCCAUCGUUCAGCCCGGACACUGAGGUCCAGCUCCAAGGGCCUUCUGGCGGUUCCCUCACUGCGAUAAGUGAGGUUACAGGGAACCAGGCAGAGGGCCUUCUCGGUAGUGGCUCCCGCCCUAUGGAACACCCUCCCUUCAGAUGUGACGGAAAUAAGGAGCUAUCUUAUCUUUAAAAGACAUCUGAAGGCAGCCCUGUUUAGGGAAGUUUUUAAUAUUUAAUGCUGUAUUGUUUUUCACAUUCGAUUGGGAGCCGCCCAGAGCUGCUGGGCAAACUCAGCCAGAUGGGCGGGGCAUAAAUAAUAAAUAAAUUAUUAUUAUUAUUACUAUUAUUCCACUUAAAAUGCUGUGAGACCAGUGUAAAGAGGCAUGGAUUCUUCCGCCAGAGAAUCACAGAAUCAUAGAUAUAUUGCAAGGGGCACCCAAGUGUCAUCUAGUCCAACCCGCUGCAAUGCAGGAAUCUCAGCUGGGGGGGGGGAUCCCUGACAGAGAGCCACACAACCUCUACUCAGAAACUUCCAAGGAAGGACCGUCCACAACCUCUGGGGGGAAAUCCUGGGAACUGUAGUUUGAUAAGGGUGCGGAGUGUCGUUAGGAGACACCCCCCCCCCAAUUCCUCUCCCAGAAUCUCCCAAUAUCUCUCAGUGCCCUUAUCAAACUACAGUUCCCGGGAUUUGGAGGGGGAGCUGGUGCCCUCCAAUUGUUACCGGACUACAAUUCCCACCAGCCCUGAGCUUUGGGCUAUGCAAAAAGGCAGCAAUCCUGUAAACUGGGAGUCAGUUUUCAAAGCUUUUAGAACAAUGGGAUAUUGGGAAUUCUGUGGGAAGAGGGUGGGCGAUGUCAUUCCUGGUUUGAGGGACAACCUUCAUCUCCCGCUUCUCUCGAUUCAGCUCCUGUGAAGCGGAUUCUGCUGGCAGCCGCGGCCGUGAUUUUGUUUCUGGAAAUCUAUCGGGCGGAUGGAGCUUCCAUCAACUGGUGCUUCUUCGGCGACUUCUCGCCCCCGAAAGUGACGAAGGCCUUCAAAGAACUUACGUACAAAUACGUAAGUAGGAUGAAUUAUUUGUUUCUUAUGUGAUUUGCACCCCUCCGUUUUCUCCAGAGAGCUCAAGGUGGCUCUCCUGCACCCAGGGAGCUGGGCAUGUUUAGCCUGGAGAAGAGGAGGUUAAGGGGUGAUAUGAUAGCCAUGUUCAAAUAUAUAAAAGGAUGUCACAUAGAGGAGGGAGAAAGGUUGUUUUCUGCUGCUCCAGAGAAGCGGACACGGAGCAAUGGAUCCAAACUACAAGAAAGAAGAUUCCACCUAAACAUUAGGAAGAACUUCCUGACAGUAAGAGCUGUUCGACAGUGGAAUUUGCUGCCAAGGAGUGUGGUGGAGUCUCCUUCUUUGGAGGUCUUUAAGCAGAGGCUUGACAACCAUAUGUCAGGAGUGCUCUGAUGGUGUUUCCUGCUUGGCAGGGGGUUGGACUCGAUGGCCCUUGUGGUCUCUUCCAACUCUAGGAUUCUAGGAUUCUAUGAUUCUACCUCCUUGUUUAAUCCCCUGCGAGGUAGGAUAGGCUGAGAUUGAAUGACUGGCCUCACCCAUGGAGAACCCCCAAAAUACAUUAUGAAAACAUACAUUCCCACACAUUCAGCUUCUCCCAGUAAGGUAAAGGUAAAGGGACCCCUGACCAUUAGGUCCAGUCACGAACGACUCUGGGGUUGCGGUGCUCAUCUCGUUUUACUGGCCGAGGGAGCCGGCGUACAGCUUCCAGGUCAUGUGGCCAGCAUGACUAAGCUGCUUCUGGCAAACCAGAGCAGCGCAUGGAAACGCCAUUUACCUUCCCGCCAGAGCGGUACCUAUUUAUCUACUUGCACUUUGACGUGCUUUCGAACUGCUAGGUGGGCAGGAGCAGGGACCGAGCAACGGGAGCUCACACCGUCACGGGGAUUCGAACCGCCGACCUUCUGAUCGGCAAGUCCUAGGCUCUGUGGUUUAACCCACAGCACAUUCAACUUAUCCCAGUACCCAUCUACAAAACCUUUUAUCAUGAAGCAAUUCACAAACUAGCAUAAACCCACCUAGGAUAAGUCUGUCGGUAGAGCAUGAAACCCGUAACGUCAGGGUUGUGGGUUCGAGACUGCAUUGCAGAGGGUCAGGCCAGAUGACCCUUGAGGUCCCGACCGGCCUUUGGUUUUCCAGACGAAACGAAGCUCCCAAAUUCUCUUGCAAAGGUGCCUUUCUGCUUUGAUCCGCUUGCCAGUCUCAAUUUGCGCACCGUUUUCGUUUUGUUCUUUUCUGUAAGGGCGAUACACCACCCUCUCUUGCUCCCAUUUCCUCACCUCUUAAGCCCUUCCAGAAUGUAGCAAUAUAACCCUAUGUGCAGCCAACCCAAGAAAAAUCCAAUUAGUGGCUUAUCCCCGCCUUAAACCUGCUUGUCAUUUAAAUAGAGGUUCUUAUGUUUUCAUAAAGGGUUUUUAAACAAAUGUGUGUUAAGGCAGGCAUGAUGCCAAACAACCUACAAGGCAGGCUGCCAUAAACUGGGUGCUCCCAAAAGAUUUUGAAAGCGCCCAGAUUGCGGAAAGAAAAUUCACCUGCAGGGCUGGGCGAUAUCUGGUUUUCAGCAUUGUGAUAGAUCACCAGAUAAACAUUGCAAGAUACCGAUAAAUCACAAUGUCCGAAAUAAGGAUGGAGCUAUGCAGAAGCUUCACGAUUUUCCUCACAUCACGAUUUUUGCAUAGCGCAGACACACACAUCAUGAUUCGCGAUAUAUUGCCAGGUCAAAAAUUACGAAACUGAUCUCAGGAUAUGGACUCAAACCAGUUUGGGAGAAUACAGUGGUGCCUUGGUUUGCGAACAGUCUGGUUUGCAUACGUUUUAGAUUACGAACAGGUCAAAACCGAAAGCGUGUGUCCCAGUUUGCGAACUUUUUUGGGAUUACGAACAAAUUUUUUUGGAUUAUGAACUAAUUUUUUUGGAUUAUGAACACAUUUUUUUGGGAGGCCCCACUGGCAAAAGCGUGUCUUGGGUUACGACCUGUUUUGGUUUACGAAUGGACAUCCAGAUUUACGGAUUGUGCUCGUAAACCAAGGUACCACUGCAUGUCGAAAUAUGCCCUAUUCUCCUGACAGCAUCGUGCCACUGACCUACAUAGUUCCUGCAUUGCCGGGGGUUGGACUGGAUGACCUUUGGGGUCCCUUCCAUCUCUACAACCCCAUGAUUCUGUGACCUGUUUUGAUCACGGCAUGUCGUCAAGGAGGCCCUAACUUGCUGCCAAGGAGUGUGGUGGAGUCUCCUUCUUUGGAGGUCUUUAAGCAGAGGCUUGACAACCAUAUGUCAGGAAUGCUCUGAUGGUGUUUCCUGCUUGGCAGGGGGUUGGACUCGAUGGCCCUUGUGGUCUCUUCCAACUCUAGGAUUCUAUGAUUCUAUGAUUCUAACUUUGCUUCUGUGCCUUGUCAUUCCAGGAGGACUUGAGAAAAGAGUCUCAGCCAUGGAGGAACUGCUCCAGGGAGCAUCUCAGGUGGCCCAAAGCAUCUCUGGACAACGUGAGUGAGCCCUGUUUUCCUUGGGGGUGGGGAAGCAUCGCACAUGAGCCCCAUUCUGUCCCACACGCCGCCUGCCAUGGCGGAGAGAGCCAGGACCUGAGACGGGUGGGGUGUCCUCGUUUAGAUGCAGGAAAAUGUAUCUAAGAGAGAUUUAGGUAAAGGGUAAAGGGGCCCCUGACCAUUAGGUCCAGUUGUGGCCGACUCUGGGGUUGCGGCGCUCAUCUCGCUUUAUUGGCCGAGGGAGCCGGCGUACAGCUUCCGGGUCAUGUGGCCAGCGGACUAAGCCACUUCUGGCGAACCAGAGCAGCGCACGGAAACGCUGUUUAGCUUCCCUCCGGAGCGGUACCUAUUUAUCUACUUGCACUUUGAUGUGCUUUCGAACUGCUAGGUUGGCAGGAGCAGGGACAGAGCAACGGGAGCUCACCCCGUCGCGGGGAUUCGAACCGCCGACCUGCUGAUCGGCAAGUCCUAGGCUCUGUGGUUUAACCCACAGCGCCACCCGCGUCCCAAGAGAGAUUUGGAGAAGCCUAUUUUGGCCACAAAUAGCCAUAACCCAGGCAACCAAAGCCACCAAGAGGAUAGAGAGACUCCUCAGUGAGGGAACGUUGCAGCGUUUGGGACGUUUCAGAGGAGAAGAGAGGCAGACGAGACAGCAGUUUAUGAAGUUAUACACGGCACGGGAAAAGUGGAGAGAGAGGAAGAAAUUUUCCUACCUGUCUCAUAACAUGAGAACUUGUGGACAUCCUGCUGGGAGAUUCACGUGAAAGAAACCACUAAACAGCAUGCGGUUAGACUGUGGAACUCCCUGCCACAGGAGGCUGUCGAUGGCUCCUAGCCAGGAUGGCUCUGCUCUGCCUCCACGGUCGGAGGCAGAAAUGCUUCUCAGUGCCACCUUAGACGCAGACCUCUCCGCUGGAGGGAUCCCCCAGCGCCGGUGGGCAUUAGAAGUGAUAAAUGCCGCACUCCCUCCAAAAGCAAUUCUAGGAAUCUGCCUCGCCAGGCAGAAACAACAACAAGGUAGGACUUGAACUCUCUUCUUUUGACAGAUAUGGGAUAAACGAGAAGCCUUGGCAAUGAAGCUCGACUUGGUUAUCUCCGUCCUGCGGAACCACAGCCAGACUGUGUCUGCCAAAAUCGUCAAGCCCGUGUUGGAGGAGUACUUGAUGCCCCUCCAAGGGAGACUCGCGAACUGCGUAAGUAGUUUCUCAGCCCCUUUCUGUCCCACUCACCCACGCUGCCCCCAGUUCCACCAGGAAGGGGAAUUUCUAAACCACAUCCCCUUCUCUCAUUCAGAUAAAGCACAAGCCUUCGGAUCACAGAGCCUCCAGUCACCUGCAGGAAUUUAAGGAAAAGCUUCAGACGUUUAACACCACAAAUGUCCAGGUGAGAGCCCGGUGGAUUUCAUCAGGGUGCGAGACAGGACCGGCAAAGAGGGGGUGGAUCUGGGAAAAGCUUUGAGGGUUGGAUAGAGAGGACUGGGUGGGGAGCCUUGCAAAUAGAAUAACAGAAUUUUGGCCACCUCGUGAGAAGAGAAGACUCCCUGGAAAAGACCCUGAUGUUGGGAAAGAUUAAGGGCAUAAGGAGAAGGGGGCGACAGAGGACAAAAUGGUUGGACAGUGUUCUCGAAGCUACCAGCAUGAGUUUGACCAAACUGCGGGAGGCAGUGGAAGACAGGAGGGCCUGGCGUGCUCUGGUCCAGGGGGUCACGGAGCGUCGGAUACAGCUAAAUGACUAAACAACAAAUAGUUGACCGCAGAACAACAUUGCAAUGGUUGACUCACACAGGGCGCAAUAUAACUGUAAUGGAGAAAAUUACAGUGGAACCUUGGUUCUUGAACGGCUUAGUUGAUGAACAAAUCGACUCCCAAACGCCAAAAGUGUUCCAGUUUUCAAACACUUUCCAGAAGCCAAGCGUCCAACACGGCUUUCGCUUGAGUACAGGAAGCUCCUGCAACCAAUCGGAAGGCGCGCCUUGGUUCUCGAACGGUUUCGGGAGUCAAACGGACUCCCGGAACGGAUCAAGUUCAAGAACCAAGGUUCCACUGUGCUCAUAAUUUGAGAUUUCAACAAGGACCAGAACAUCCAGACAAUUUUAAUAUGAUUUGGCAUCCUUUAAUUCCAUAGACAUAAAAGGUAAAGGUAAAAGGACCCCUGACCAUUAGGUCCAGUCGUGGCCGACUCUGGUUGCGGCGCUCAUCUCGCUUUAUUGGCCCAGGGAGCCGGUGUACAGCUUCCGGGUCAUUUGGCCAGCAUGACUAAGCCGCUUCUGGCGAACCAGAGCAGCGCACGGAAACACCAUUUACCUUCCCGCCGGAGCAGUACCUAUUUAUCUACUUGCACUUUGACGUGCUUUCAAACUGCUAGGUUGGCAGGAGCAGGGACCGAACAACGGGAGCUCACCCCGUUGCGGGGAUUCGAACCGCUGACCUUCUGAUCGGCAAAGCCCUAGGCUCUGUGAUUUAACCCACAGCGCCACCCGCGUCCCUUGCAUAGACAUAAGUUGGCAUAAUUUAACAGAUGAUUUGGCAUUAUUCUAUUACAGAAUUUCCAAGACAAGCCUGGCAAGGCCAAUUGUUGCGAUAGGUAUACAGAUGCUCUCGUUCUCAUAUAUUCUCUCUCUCUCUCUCCAUCCCAGCAAUCUCCAGAGUGCCUGGAAGUAGCUGUGGGACUGCAUCUAUAUGGUUUCUUGAACAGAGAUAUAAGGCAAAUCGCCCAGCACCACCAUCACCCACGCCCCUCCUACGACUGAGACCCAGCUCGACCCAAUUGUGCCAACCAAGGACCUCUCUAUCCCACUGUUUCCCCAAAACGACCAGCUGGAACUGGAAGACCACCCGUCCGCAUUCAUCACAACGUUUCCGCCUCCAGAUUUGGACCAAAUGCUUGACUUCCCCACUCAACAGCCCUCCAGCCGUUCUAGACCACAAAUCCCAUCCUUCGCAGCCAGCCUGGACCACAAACGCCCUGGCACAAGAAUGCCUGCAUCCUUUCGGAUUUGCGAAGUUUCAACGCCUGCAUGCAAAGCAUUUGCCAGCAGCCUUCCACACCCGGACCAAGAUGCAAUCCAGAUGCAAUUCUCUUCCGGCAAGAGAAAAGCAAUAUUGCCCAAGGAGGAAAAAAACGAGCGCUUGCAAAUCCUGACGGAACUCUAUUGCAGAAAAUAA